UGUGGUUUUUGACCCGGAGGACCAACGCGAACCCGCUAACCUCGGUUCUUUUCGGCUCUGCUCGGCUCGGCUCGGCUCGGCCCUUAUUUGUCCCGCACUCAUCCGGACGCGCUUCAGGAGCAAACAUGUCCCGGUUCGUCCGUCGCUUCGUCUUUGUUGUUUCCCACAACACUGGAGUCCGGUCCACGGUGGUUCCGAGGAGGAUCCGAACCUUAUCCACAACUGCAGGCCUGCAGUCUCUCACACGCUACAGUAAAACCACAGACUGGCACAAGAAGCUGACUCCAGAACAGUAUGUGGCCACCAGAGAGAAAGGAACCGAGGAGCCUUUCAGUGGGAUCUACCUGAAUCAUUUUGAGGUUGGGAUGUACCACUGUGUGUGCUGCGACGUUCCUCUCUUCAGUUCAGAAGCAAAGUAUGACUCGGGGACGGGCUGGCCGGCGUUCAAAGAGGCUCAUGGGACAUGGGAGCGAGAUGAAAGCCACGCCUCCAUCAUUCGUCGCCCCGACAACAGCCUGGGGAGCGCAGGGACAGAGGUCCUUUGUAAAAACUGCGAUGCUCACCUUGGCCACGUGUUUGACGAUGGACCGGACCCCACGGGUCAGCGGUUCUGUAUCAACAGCGCAGCUCUGAAGUUUCAGCCCAGAGGAAACGGCAAACAGGACAAGGAGGAGAAGCAAUGACGAACUUUCUUCAGCGUUCGGUUUUAACUUUUACACCAGAACUCUUAUUUCACACCUGAACCUGAACCUGUUUGUAAAUGAGAGGAUUCGUGUAAAUGGUGGGCUUCCUGCAUCAUCAUCAUCAUCAUCAUCAUCGGAAAUGAAUCACUUGGUAAAAACACAAGAUAAAAGUUUCAGGGCUGCAAUUUCAGAAGGAACCACAUUCAGAGGGACUUAUUUGAGUUACUGCCUUGUUUUUUUCUUAAUGCUUUAUUGAAUAAACUUUUUUUUCUCUGUAAAAUAUAAAAA
Molecule: messenger RNA, 971 nt
Organism: Austrofundulus limnaeus
Lineage: Eukaryota; Metazoa; Chordata; Actinopteri; Cyprinodontiformes; Rivulidae
Gene: msrb2
Product: methionine sulfoxide reductase B2
Exons: 5
Coding region: 126-683 (185 amino acids)
Biological process (GO): response to oxidative stress; protein repair
Cellular component (GO): cytoplasm
Molecular function (GO): peptide-methionine (R)-S-oxide reductase activity
Source: RefSeq, a predicted model, not a curated record